CAGCAACCUGAUUUUCUUUAACAAAUAAACAGCUGAUGGGAAUUCGUUUUUGUUUUGUUUUUUGUACCCGUUUUUCUGGCUUUUCCUCAGAGAUUUUGAAUUUGAACAGCUUCGCCAGUCUUUCAUUGAGAUUUAUUCUCUGCAACAUCGUGAGAGAAAGAAAGCAACGCUUCAGUGUUCAUACGACUGAACUCCUGAUCUGUCAAAUUACGGGUACUUUUCAGAAAACUCUUUUCGUUAAUUUUCUUCCGGAGAAUCUGAAUAUUAAACUGCCAAAGCUAAGCCUGGGGUAGUUGAGAUUUAAAAAAAAAAAAAAAAAAAAAAAAAAAAAAAAAACAACAAAAAGAGAGAAGGAACAGGAAACGCAAGAAGAGAACCAUUUGAUGGAAGAAAAGAAAAAGAAAAAGCAAGAAGAAAAGAAAAAGAAGGAAGCCGCUCACAAAAAGGCUGCAGAACAAAAAACCAAAGUGCCAGUAUCUGCCAAGCUCAUCUCCAGCCCUCCCCACCCUGCCAAUCGCAGUGUGACUCCUCCCAUCCCCACGGUUAGUAGCAGCGGCAAUGGCAAGCGAGCUCCUCCCAGCGCCCAGCAGCAGCUGCCGGCAGCCCCGCGCUUCCCUCUCCGCGAGGUCCCCCCACGCUUCCGCCAGCAGGAGCACAAGCAGCUACUGAAGAGAGGACAGCCACUGCCAGCAGGGACUCUCGUCACCACGGGACAGCCAGGGGCCAGCUCGCCCCCUCAGACCCCCCCCGCCAGCCCCAGCAAGCAGCACGCAGAGUUUCCCCACCAGAGUGGCCUGGGAGCCCAAUAUGAGAAUCUCCACUGUGGACACCGGCCCAGCAACUGCAUCUGGGAUCAAGUGAUCGUCGAUCGGAGUGACACGGAGGAGUGGCCUUCCAUUUCCUACAGUGAGAGCCACGCCCCCUCAGAAUGCACCACGGAUAUUGACUGUACUACAGAGAUAAGCAGCAGCAACAUGAGUAUGGCCACGGGGGCCGGGCAGCAAAGCCACUUCUCGGCCCACCAUCCCAGCAGUAAAAACAGUGGCAACCACUCUGGAAACAUGGUUUCCAACCAGGGUGGAGCCAGCCGGGGCUGGGGCUCUGGUCCCACCCACGGCUCCUCUGCCAUUGGCAGCGACGGGAAGACAGACAGCAUGCCAAUGGGAGGGAGGGGUCAGCCCUGCUGGGGGUCCUCCAACUUUAACUUGAACCUGAACCCUAGCGCCAACCCGGCUGCGUGGCCAGUACUGGGGCACGAAGGGGCUGGAAUGGGGAGCGGUGGACCAGGAGGCAACAAAUCCCCUCCUCCCCCAAACCUCUGCAGCCCAGCUAGUGCCCUGUCAGCCCAGGGAGGGGGCGGGAGUAUGGGCAGCACCAAUGGGAAUCCUGUAGGGGGCAGUGGCAACAGUGCCUGGGGGAGCAUGCUUCCACCGGACCCAACAGAGUCACGGCCCUCACCGUCCACGAUUGUGUCUUUCAGCGUCGAACCUCAGAACCUUAACACUGAUGGACCAAAUAACACUAAACAGCAGCCCCUCAGCCCCAUCCACAGCCUGCCCAGCUGGGGUUCUGUCCCUGUGGACAUGGGGCCUCUUGUGCAACCGCAGGUCAAUGGGGAGGAGAGCUCAGUGUGGGGGAAUGGAGACGCCAAGCCAACAGGUUCCAAGGAUUCAGCUUGGAAUUUUGGGCCACCCAGUGGCCCUGGGAUUCUGAUGCCUUGGGGCCGAGGCGGGGGUAACACAGGGGCUUGGGGCCGAUCGGCCUGCAGUGGAGGUGGAGACUGGGGCAAGCAUUCCAGCGAGACCAAAGGGUGGGAGACAUCAGGUUCCCCCCCGCAGGAGCAGUCUGUUUCCUGGUCCAACGCCCCCGCCAGCGAAGGAAGCAACGACAACCUUCAAGGGAUAUCCCGUAGGAUGGAGAGGCCACAUGGGGAGCUCGAUGCUCCCCUUCCCAUGGGUAGGCAAGACCUGGACCCACGGGUGCUGUCCAACACCGGCUGGGGCCAGACCCCUGUCAGGCAGCACACAGCCUGGGAGCUGGAGGAGAUGGCACGGUCUGAUCACAAGAAUGACACGGGUGUCGACUCUUGGAGCACUGGGUCGUCUUCAUCAUCCUCGUCCGCCCCCCCUCCAGCGCCUGCAAACACCAGCGCCGACCCUGCCGCUGCUCAGGUGUCUAACUCAGGUGGGAAGGGUGAAGGGUCCACUUCCAAUUCCUCGGCAGCUCCGGGCUGGGGAAACCCUGCCCAGGCGAUAGCCACACCAGCCUCCAGCCUGCCCUGCUCCAGCUGGGAUGAGGCAGUCAGCAAGAAAGCACCCAGUGGGUCUGGAGGAUGGGGGGAACCCCCUUCAGGCAGCUCCAACUCUACUGCCCCCAAAGGUGGGAUGUCCUGGGGUCAGGAGGAGAAGUCUCCCAGCUGGGAUGACCCACCUGCCAAACCCAAACCUCAAAGCUGGGGCGAAGGACCCAAGCCUGGACAUGGCUGGGGUACAGGGGCAAGUGGGGGGGGGGAUUGGGGUGAGCCCAGAGAGGAGAAGAAGAACGGCGUGACUCCAGCCUCUUGGGAACAGAACCCCCGGUAUGCAGGCUGGGGAAAGCCAGGACAAGGAGCGGGAGCGGGGGUCGGGGUUGGUUGGAUGGAAGCACAGAGGCCCAGUGUACCGGUGCAAGCUUGGGGAGGCAAGCCCCAGGAUAAUAGUAAUAGCAGUGGCAGCAUAGGGUCCUGGGGGGGAUCAGGCACAGUGAAACAGUGCGGAACGGGCUGGGGAGGAGGAGGUGGGGGGGGGAGCAAGCAGGAGCAAGGGGGUGAACCUACGGGUUGGGAGGAACCCUCUCCUCCCUCCGUGCGCCGCAAGGUGGAGAUCGACGAUGGUACCUCAGCUUGGGGAGACCCGAGCACCUACAACAAGACUGUCAACUUGUGGGACAAAAACAACUCUGUGAUUCAGAGCGGCCCUGACAACGCUGCUGCCAGCAACAACCACGGCGACGCUGCUGCCAGCAACAACCACGGCGACGCUGCUGCCAGCAACAACCACGGCAACGCUGCUGCCAGCAACAACCACGGCAACGCUGCUGCCAGCAACAACCACCACCAUCAUCACCACAGCAGCCACGCCCAGAACCACAGCCAAGCUCGGAUCCAUGCCCACAGCCACGCACCCAGCAACACACACAGCAGCCCGCAAGAGCAAACCACACCUCAUCAACCAAGUGCCCCCCAGAACAGAUCUGUACUUGAUGGGCCAGGAUGGGGAGACUCGUCCAGCUCUCAUCCGAAGCCCGAGCCCUCAUGGGGGAAGCCCGUCUCCCCGGCAGCAGUGGUUGAUAAUGGGACCUCGGCCUGGGGGAAGCCCCCUGGCAGCUGUGGGGGGUGGGAGGACAACCCCUCCGAUCCAUCAGGGUCCUACGGCAGGGGGAACCCCCCCUCAGGACUGCCCCCCUGCAAGCCAGCCUCCAAAUCUAUGCAAGAUGGUUGGGGAGGCAGUCCGGACGAGCUGGGCGGGUGGGAUCGGGACGAGGGGGAUGUGUGGAACAGCGCUGCUUCCCAGGAGAGCAACUCAUCCUGCAACUCCUGGGGGAACCUGCCCAAGAAGGGACUGCAAAAGAUCAUCAGGGUCCCCAGCAAGCAGGACGAGGCCUGGAUCCUGAGCCGGCUGAUCAAACAGCUCACCGACAUAGGCUUCCCGCGGGAGCCGGCUGAGGAAGCCCUGAAGAGCAACAGCAUGAACCUGGACCAGGCGAUGAGCGCCCUGCUGGAAAAGAAGAGCGAGCUGGACAAGCGAGGGAUGGGAAUGUGUGACUACAAUGGCCUGCUCUCCAAACCUCUGGGCUGCCGGCCCCCUGCAAUCUCCAAAGAGUCUUCCUCGGACUGCUCCCCUUUCCUCGAUAAGGAUGGCGGCCUAGUGGAAGAUGCCCCAGCCUCACCGUUUUUGCCUUCUCCGAGCCUGAAGUUCCCGCUCUCCAGCAGUGCCCUGCCCAACCAGGCCCUGGGUGGGGUCCCCUCGGGACUGGCCAUGCAAAAUAUAAACAACAGACAGAUACAGAACAGCAUGUUCUGCAAUAGCGGAGCAGCACAAUUCAGGGCCAUGCAGCAUCAGCCAGCAGUGCCGCCUCUUAGCUCCUCCCAGCCUAGUGUUCGCGCUCAAGUGCCUCAGUUUCUCUCCCCUCAGGUUCAAGCACAGCUCUUGCAGUUUGCAGCAAAAAACAUUGGUCUGAACCCUGCACUUUUAACCUCGCCAAUGAACCCUCAGCACAUGACCCUGUUGAACCAGCUCUACCAACUGCAGCUGUCGUACCAGCGUUUACAAAUCCAGCAGCAGAUGUUGCAGGCUCAGCGCAGCGUUUCCGGUCCCAUGAGACAACAAGAGCAGCAGGUCGCACGUACAAUCAAUAACAUGCAGCAACAAAUCCAACAGCACCAGCGACAGCUGGCCCAGGCCCUUCUCAUGAAACAGCAGCCUCCACCUCAUCCCGGCCUGCACCCUGGCACAGGAAAAUCAGCCCUGGAUAGCUUUCCACCCCACCUACAGGCUCCGGGACUUCCUGACCUGCAGACCAAAGAGCAGCAGUGUUCGCCAAACUCCUUCUCCCCUCACCCCCUCUCUGGACUGAAUCCAAAUAUGAAUGUAAACAGCAUGGAGGUGGGUAGCGGUCUGUCCAUGAAGGACUCCUCUCAGUCUCAGUCCCGUCUCCCGCAGUGGACACACCCAAAUUCCAUGGAGAACCUCUCUGGCACCUCCUCUCCUCUGGAGCAGAGCCUCAGCAAGCACGGUGCUAUCCCUGCAGGUCCCAGCAUCGGCCCCCCAGGGAAGUCCCCCAUGGAUGACUCCUACAUCCCCUACAAUCUAAUCCCCAGCAGCGAGUCUCCAGCCAGUCCACUAGUAGCCCCAGACAACUGGACACAGGCCAAAUCCGCUAAUGACAAAAUCUGCAACGGCACCAACAUCAACUGGCCACCAGAGUUCUGUCCUGGCGUGCCUUGGAAAGGACUGCAGAAUAUUGACCCUGAAACUGACCCCAAUGUGACCCCAGGAAGUGUUCCCAGCGGCCCCACCAUCAACACCAAUAUCCAGGAUGUAAACCGCUACCUGCUCAGGGACAGGAGUGAAGGCUCAUCUCCCACGUCAUCUCAGAAUACCACGCUGCCUUCACCGAGUGCCUGGCCUCUCAGUGCCUACACUAGCUCUUUCAGUAUGUGUGAGUCUGCAACCAACACUGCAGGUAAACCAUCAGACAUGAAGUCGACCUGGUCCCCUGGCCCCAUCUCUCACCCCCAGGCCUCCCUGUCCCAUGAGCUCUGGAAGGUGCCACAAGGUCCCCGAAAUCUUUCUGCUCCCACGCGGCCCCCCCCAGGGCUCACCAACACCAAGCCAUCAUCCACCUGGGGGGGCAACUCACUGGGCUUGACGCCAGGCUGGAGCAGCUCCUACACCUCUCGGACCACCUGGAGCACUGACAGCUCUGCAAGAACGAGCAGCUGGUUGGUUCUACGCAAUCUCACCCCCCAGAUUGACGGCUCAACUCUGCGGACGCUGUGCAUGCAACAUGGCCCUCUCCUUACAUUCCACCUGAACCUGACCCAAGGGAAUGCUGUCGUCCGUUACAGCUCCAAGGAGGAGGCAGCCAAAGCACAGAAAUCCUUGCACAUGUGCGUUCUGGGUAACACUACCAUCCUGGCAGAGUUCGCCGGGGAGGAGGAAGUGAACCGCUUUUUUGCACAGGGUCAAUCCCUGACCCCUACCACCAGCUGGCAGGCCCAUCCGGGCACCAAUCAGAUGCGGCUGGGUGGGGCAGGGGCAGGGCACUGGAACAGCAGUGGGGGGAAGGGGGGCAGCGAGUUGCUAUGGGGAGGGGUCCCCCAGUAUUCCAGUCUCUGGGGACCCCCUGGAGGGGAGGACUCCAGGGGGAUCGUGAGCCCCACCCCCAUCAACACACUGCUUCCAGGAGACUUGCUGAGUGGGGAAUCCAUGUAGGGAUGGAAAGCUAGCCAAGCAAAUCACAUGGAGAUAAUCAGUAGAUGAGAAAGGAACCACUGCUCCAACUCGCCUAUGGAAACAGAAACGGAGUGUGGCGGACCUGGGCAAAACUAAUCUGAGAGGCUGCUGACUUUCUUUUUUCAUUUUAUAAGUAUUCUAAACUAUUUUGAAGAAGAGUGGAAAAAAAUACAUAAAGGAAAGAAAACAUUUAAAUGACAUAUUUCUACUAAUUCUGACAUUCAGUAGGAAUUGUGUUUUCAGGAGAACUGAUAAAACAAGCUGCCAUUUUGACCUUUCCCUCUAGCCCCGCCCCAUCAUGACCCCAUCCCUCCAAGCCCCUCCCUCAAUACUACAUCAUUCCGAGCACGCCCAGUAGGAAUGGUUCAAGUACUCUCUUCAGCACUAAUAUUAGCCUUAAUGCUCUCCAGCCCACUUCCUUGUUUGUUUGUUGUUAAUUUUGAAGAAAAUCAUUGAUUCAUUUGUACAGUCCCAUUCUGAGCCAGAACACGGAACAGAGAACUAAGUUUUAACAGUAAUGAUGCUAAGAUUUCUGUUACAUCGUGACUCAAGGGUUUACACUGCUGUUUAAUACUUCGUAAUAUCUAUAUACCUAAAAUAAGCUGAAAGAAAUGUAAUCAAAAACAGUGUCUUAUGUGUAUGGAUGUGAUGUGUGUGGAUCCAUGUGAACCACUGUCUACCCAUUUAUGAGAAACACCUCUGAAAGCUCUGCAUUGGCGUAUCGGCCUUGUUCUCUCAACGCUGUCACAUGACCUACAUCUUCAGGGGACGUGCAGCAGCUUCAUUUCCAGACUCUUCCGUCCGCAGCUUUCCUGGGCAGUCGCUGCUUUCUGUGCUGCCACUUCAGUGGACUGCGAGGCAGGAGUUUAGUCCUGGUCACAUGAGCACCAGCUGCUCUUCCUCUCCCCCUCCCUGACUGCAAUCCUGGUCACAUGAGCACCAGCUGCUCUUCCUCUCCCCCUCCCUGACUGCAAUCCUGGUCACAUGAGCACCAGCUGCUCUUCCUCUCCCCCUCCCUGACUGCAGUCCUGGUCACAUAAGCACUGAAACUGCUCUGAAACAUUCUAUUGGGCUUGCUGCUCAGCAACUUUGUGUGGGAACAGCAAUAUCUAACCAAAUCGAGGGUGUUUCUUAUAAAGGUGUGGGCAAGAGUGUGUAUAUAUUGCUUACGUACAAAUGUGGAAAUUGAGACGUUGUUCAACCUUUUCGGUUGAUUUAUAGCACUUACGAGAGCAAGACACUCCUACUCUACAAUGCCAAUGAAUGUGAAAACAAGCAGUGCUAUAAACAAUGAAGGAGAAGAACAACUCCAGUGGAUCAAGCUGCUGGUUCCACUGUGUUUUCUGUGCACUCUGUUGGUUUAGAUGUCUUUAUUUGUUUUUAUCAGAGGGCACUGCCUGGUGGGUUUCAAAAGUUUGCAGGUUAAAGAAAGUCUGCUUGUAGAUGAUUAUUGCAGAAUAUGUUUUUAAAAUGUCAGAGUAAAUACCACUGUUACUAAAAAGAUUUGGACUCCUUCGAGACGCUACACUUGUAACGUUACACAGAAGAUCAAGCCCCUGUGGCACUCUGUACCUUGUGCUAUAACAGCUGGUCAUCAGGUGCCUGUCUGCUGUGAAGCCUUUCUGUAAAUUCACUUUGAUCAGCGGCACUCCCUCUCAAAGCACAUGUGCAUUUGGCUGCCAUUCUGUGUAGUGAGGCUGACAGUCCCAGCUCAAGAUCAGUAUAGUUUCCAUUGUUCACUUUAACGAUCAGUUAGGACAGGCUCCAGUGUUGUAUAGAUGAGUUCAGUGUAUUCAAUGUUAGCAGGAUAUUGGCUCCUCACAACAGUACUAUCUUUGAGUUUUCCUAAUCAGGUGUUUAGCAGUGUGCUGUGCCUGCUCAAUCUCAUGGGACUAUAGUGUUAAACAUGACCUAGUGUUGGAGUGAGAUCUUGGAGAAACUCCUGGUUCCAGUGAGGCGGGUCAUUCAGGAAUCCCAGGGUGGGCCAAACUGCCUUACAGAACUGCACCUUCAUUGAAGAUUACUAGGCUCGAUAUCCAGACCAGCAAAGUGGUCUUCACUGGUUACCAGCACUGCAGCCUCCUGGACAGUGGGUGGCUAAAGCAGGGCCAGUCCUCCUUCAGAAAAGAAACAGAGGCUGACCUCUAUAUAUCUAGCUGGUGCUUAUAUAAUGUUUUGAAAACAUUAAGGGUUUGGCCCAAGACAGACAUUCUCAGUUAAAUUGACACAAGCCUCUGUUUCUAUGCAUUGGAGCCAGUGUGGACAGCGCCUCCCCCCUGUGAUCAUGUGCCAGUACUAGCUGAUUGUUACUGCUGCUUUGAGGAGACACUGUUACUCGUGGGCGCUGGACAUUGUCUUGGCCAGGGUUUAACAAUCCUCCCCAAAGCACUUCUGCAUAUUCAGCUCUUAUGUGAAAGUGGUAAAGCUGGGGUAGAAAAUGAAAACAAUAAGCUGCUGUUAACUAAUGUGGUAUUAGAUAGGUGGGAUCCACACCAUCAUUUACUAAAGAAAGAGAUCCCAGGGGACGGGUUCAAAGUCCAUUUCCAAGUGCUUGACAAGCAGUGGUAAAUACAGCUUCCUGUUCUCAAGCUCCUCUAGUUAAAGGAUCUUUGCAUGAAUACACUUUGAUCCACUCUGCAGGUGAGUGGAGGCAGGAAGGAGCAUUCAUUUGAUUCCAGUGCUGGGAGGCAGUGAGGCCCAUUGAUUAGAGUCAAGCAGGCAGGAUGUUUCAUGUUUAAACAAGGUCAUUAAAACAAAGCUAGACAGAACAAUUCAUGUUCAAGGAGUGGUGAGAGUUGUGAAGAUAGCUUCUGUAACCUCAUUCUCUACAGUAAGAAGAAUACCCUGCUGUAGACGGGCUAGUGGAGUACAGAUUGUUUUAUAUCAAAAAGAUUGUUGUCAAUUUGAAGUUUGGUGUUUGGGCUCUGCCCUUGCUGGAGGGGGUCCUAAGCCUGUCCUUCCCUAGGCAGUGCGCCCGCAUGAGCCAGCAUGCAGAGUCCAAGAUGCCCUUGGAACUCUAUUAACUAUAUUAGUCUGUCCCUACUCAGUUUAUUAGGGUAACGCAGUGUUCUGCAAGUUGCAUUUAGAAAUGUCUGUUUUAAAAACGCUGUACUCCCUGCCCUGCCCAGGACUUCUCCAAGCAUCAGGCUUUUGAAGCUUUCCUUGAUGUAAUGGCUGCACCAGCAAUGAUAAUCUGUUACGGUCGCACCUCCAAUCUAGUUAGGAUUGUAGUUCUGAAAGAACAGAUGUGUGGUGCAGCAGGAGUUAUAUAUGUUGAGUGUAUUACCCCCAGACGUUAAGAACCUCACCUUUCUUUUUAAGGGCCUGGGUUGAAUAUGCAUGUGCUUAUUAAUAUUAUUGUUGUUAUUAUUAUUAUUAUUACACUAUUAUCAUACAACUUCCCCUUCCUUUCCUUAAAUCAUAAGCAUAUCAAAACAAAACAAAAAAAUACAAAUACUUGAAUCAAAAAUGAAACGCCAAUAAUGUAGUGUGAAAACUUUUUGUAACGAUUUUGUCAGUCAUAUAUUUCCCAGCUUUUAACACACCAGUUCAAAGUGGAGGGGGGUGGGGGGGCAAAAAAAUUAAUCUGUUUGUGAGUGUUUGCACAGAAGCAUGUGAGUGAAAGAGAGAUAGCAGUGUGUGUUUGUGUGUGAGAGAGAGAGAACCUGGGGUAAGAAACCAGGGUGGGUGAAUGUGUUUGUGUUCUUAUUCAGUAUAUGCUUUUAUUUGCUUGUCAGUAAAGAAACGCAGUGAUGGAUCUCAUUGUUCUUGUCAUUAGCACUGAGUGUCUGCUGCCCCUCACUCAGUGAUCGUUAAGUACAGAGGGGACUUGAUGACACUUUGUGUGGAAAUGUUUACUGAAGGACUUGACGAAAAAAUAACCAAUCUGUAACAUGUUUAUCUACCUUAUAGUGGCUUUUGUUGUGGAAUAAUCCAGAAACGGAUUAGAAUAUGAGUAUUGCACCAUUUUAUUUCUUUUUUCGGAUUAUAAAAAAAAGACAAAUUACAAAAAAGAAAAACAAGGAUUUUUGAAGAACUGAGGCCAUAGCAUGUCCUUAGAGAAGGAGGGAGGCUCUCUGUGUUGGACAGCAGAGUCAGGCAGGAGGCAGGACUCAGGUUCCAGAGUAAUACUCAUUUCAGAGGUGCCUUCUAUUUUUUUUUUAUUUUUUUUUUGGAAGGUCACCUACCGUUUACAGACAUUUAGUUUUUCAGAACUUCAAGGAAAAGGAAUUUAUUACAGGAGCGUUUGGAAAA
Messenger RNA from Polyodon spathula (Mississippi paddlefish), 10250 nucleotides. RefSeq names its product trinucleotide repeat-containing gene 6C protein-like. NCBI's taxonomy places the organism in Eukaryota, Metazoa, Chordata, Actinopteri, Acipenseriformes, Polyodontidae. Bases 384 to 5975 code for a protein of 1863 amino acids. The record is from RefSeq and is a predicted model, not a curated record. Gene Ontology annotation, molecular function: protein binding; RNA binding. Gene Ontology annotation, biological process: miRNA-mediated post-transcriptional gene silencing; positive regulation of nuclear-transcribed mRNA poly(A) tail shortening. Gene Ontology annotation, cellular component: P-body; nucleoplasm. The transcript has 23 exons.